Molecule: messenger RNA, 525 nt
Organism: Mollisia scopiformis
Lineage: Eukaryota; Fungi; Ascomycota; Leotiomycetes; Helotiales; Mollisiaceae
Exons: 1
Coding region: 92-358 (88 amino acids)
Source: RefSeq, a predicted model, not a curated record
GAGGGAUCAUCCUGUGUUGUUCCUCUAUCAUGCCCAUGCAGACGCUACGGAAACAGAAAGCUCAGAGCUUUCGUUCUUCGACCUGCAUCGGAUGACUGCAUCUCCAAUCCAAAAAAGGACUUCCCAUCCCCUAUUGCCUAGUUGGGAAACAUUCAACCAAUCGCUUCUAGUUCCGUCUGAACAUUGGAGUCUCAGCCUCAUCAUUGAUGUGCAGAUCUGGAUAACUAUACAGUCCCUUCUGUCCUUGUCUGACGUCCGUACUCUGUGGUUGGGCGCCGUCUUCGUUGUCGUUUCCACUUUUGCUCAAGCUUUGCCACGGAGUCUCCCCAUCUUCAAUGUUGGCUUGUCAAUACGAUGAGCUCAAGCGUACGGCGUGGAGGUCCUCCCUUCUAACCCGCUUCUCAAGCUUUUUACUAGCAGGCCAUUCUGGGAUAUGGCGCCGGAAAGCAGUCUGUGACCCAUCCAUACCAGGGGAUUUUGACAAGCCCAUGCUGAGCUAGGUCUUAUUGAACCUUGUCGAGAAAA